AUUGAACUUUAGAGGGGAGGAGUGGGAUUGAGUGCCAGGAGGCUCUUUAGCCGCCAGCUCUCCUUCCCACGAAGUUGACACGACGCGGAAAAAAAAAAGUUUUCAAACUUUUUUUUCCCCCAGAUUUGGGUAGUUGCGAAGACCCGUCUUCUCCUCCCGCAGGCUGAAUAAUGCCUCCCCAGGACCUGUUGGACUAUCGAGUACAGUUCGCUCCUCCCGUGCCGCCCCACAGACCCAGGCAGGACACUCGGAACGGCAGCCCCCGGGAGCGGUUCCUCAAAUGCGUCCUACUGGGAGAUGGGGCAGUUGGUAAAACGAGUCUCGUCGUGAGUUAUACAACGAACGGUUACCCAACCAAGUACGUCCCGACCGCUUUUGACGACUUCUCGGCUGUGGUGCAGGUCAACGGGACCCCAAUAAGACUGCAGCUGUGCGACACGGCAGGCCAAGACGAGUUCGACAAGCUCCGUCCCUUCUGUUACCACAACUCGGCCGUCUUCCUCCUCUGCUUCAGCGUGGUCAGUCCUUCGUCCUUCCAGAAUGUGGUGGAGAAGUGGAUGCCCGAGAUCCGGUCCCACUGCCCCACCGCCCCUGUGGUCCUGGUGGGGACCCAGUGCGACCUUCGCGGAGAUGUCAAGGUGCUGAUCGACCUGGCCGCUUGCAAGGAGAAGCCGGUACCCUCAGCCGCGGCCCACAGCCUGGCUGAGAAGAUCGGGGCCGUGGCCUACAUCGAGUGCUCCUCGUUGACCCAGAAGAACCUGAAGGAGGUCUUCGACAUGGCCAUUGUCUGCGGCCUCCGCCAGCUGGACAGGCAGGAGGCCAGCGAGCGCAAGAUGAAGGCGCUGACCGCCAACAAAAUGAGGACUCUGUCGCGAUCCUGGUGGAAGAAAUACAUCUGCGUUGUAUGAAAAUUGUGGGGUGGGCAAUGGGUCACAGGGAUGCUUGCCGAACUUCUGGGGUGGGGGCGGUGGUGUGAGUGAUGCCCAAGAUGGAAUUGGGGAGCAAAGGGUGAUUCCUUGCUGUGCGUUUUUACAUCCACUGAGCAGAUAUGGUGACACAGCAACUGCAGAUGUUGGAAUCUGGAGCUAUAAUGCAGUUUUGGAGGAGCACAACAGGUCAGGCAACACCUGCGGAGGGAAAUGGGCAGUCAAUGUUGACCAGAUGAAGAGUCUCGACCCUCAAUGUCAACCGUCCACUUCCCUCUGCUGAUGCCAGCAGACCCGCUGAGUUCCUCCGGUGUUCUGUGAGAUAUUUUCAUUAUUGUCACGUUUUGCAGGGGACUCUUGGGUUAGCUGGCGGGUCGGCCCUGGGAGAGGUGAACGGGGUUGGCGGGCGGCCAGCACUCUCACUGCUCAGUCAACCCUCGAUUGGGCUUUGGCUGUGCUCAAGGUGUGAGGGGUGGGGAGGACUUGAUCGCAAAAUCCCCUUCCAGUGUGCAGUUGCUGGUCGGGUGGUACCAAGGCCUGCGGUCCUCCAACCCCACUGACAAGUGGACAGCAUCUUGAUCUCUGGGCCUGACCUCCUGGGAGAGUUCAUCUUCCUCCCCAUCCCACUUGGUCACCAGGAGAAUGCCAUCGAAAUUUAGAACGAAAUAUGACAUUUGUGUGGCACCCUGCCUAACCAGCACCCCCUAACCUAGCCAAUGAUCAGACCUAGGCAAGUUCAAUGCAAGGUCCCACAAGCACCAGCUCACCACUUUGCUACGGACAACUGUCCUGCUCCUCUUGGUAGGAGGUAGGGUGAACUUCAGAUCUUGUAUGCAAAAGUAAGCAGGCCUCAUGUCAAAGUCCCUUUACCCGGGUGAAGAGGGUGAAAGUGCCCCCCCUCAUCUUCACAAAAUGCCAAUAAAGUUCCCAACUUCUGCUGUGUUUAUUUCAGCUUUCCAGCAUCUGCAGUAUUUUAGUUUCCUGAGAUCAUUAGAUUACUCAAGGCUUCUUCAAGGUAACGACUCUUCCCAUCUUCGGGGAACAUAGUAUUUAGCCAGUGCUCCGAAAUUCUCUGACAAUCUGAUUUACCCUUCGGUGCCUCGGUUAUAUUUUUAAUUACUCCUACAGUGUUGAAGCACAGCCUCCAUCCCUCUUCUGGGAAGUUAUUAACUUCGCAACUCUCGCUCGCUAAGUGUCGGGUGUAAUGUCUGUGGGAGGCAGCUACCUGUGGGGGUGUUUUUUUUUUUGGGGAGUUCGUUUUGCCGUUAGACAUGGUGCUCAACGCCGUCACAAUUUCUGCUCCGAAACUUUUAGGAGUUGGGUUUUGUGUGUGUGUGCGUGCUACAGUUGAUCCAAGCAAGGGGCCCUUCAAGGUGCCUGUGUCAACAAUUCCUAAUUAUAAGAGAAAACGCACCUCUAUUACGAUCCUUUACACCAAGGUUUCCCAACCUUUUUCUUUUAAAAACAUUAACCGAGGGGUCCAUAGACCCCAGGCUGGGAACUCCAGCUCGAAACUUCUGUGUACUCAGUCCUCUUACCCCAGAAACCAGAAUAAGAAAGCUUUACAAUAAUGUUUACUGUUUAGUGGCUGCUAUAGUCACCCGUGCAAAAAUCAGUACUACUGUAACCAGGGGCAACCAAGAAGACGUGCCGGCAAGUAAUUGAAAGGGUCUGCGAAAGCAGCCUAACGAUGUUUUUGAGUGUUUCAGGACAAUGCCUUUCACUGCUCAGUGCUGCCCUGGCUGAGUUUGGCUGACUUUAUUAGAUUCUGGGGAUUUUAUUGCCACAGUUUGCCCUUGAUACUGUUGGCACGUUGCCUCCUGAACGUUAGGAACGAAAGCAGUUUUGUUUCAAGUGCAGGUUACUGGAGAGCAGCCCCGUGACAUCCACGUCCUGGCUGCCCUUGAAUUCAAGCCGGAGACUUGGGCAUUUUAGGGGUUUUCACACUGCAGGUCCCUACCCUCCAGCGCCGCGCGUGCGUCUGCACCGCGUUGGGAGUCUGUGCCCAACUCUAGAUGUUCCAGGAGCGGCUACGAGAUGAGGUGUGUGGGCAGAGUGCCACCUGGGCAAUUGGGUGGCAGCUGGCCAUCGGCUAGGGUGCAAGACCACUUGGUUGGCAUAUCCCCCGAGUAUUGUCAGGGUUCAGACUGAUUCAUUUAUCAGAUGUACCUCGAAAUAUAGUAAAAUGGGUCAUUUGUAUUAACAGCCCAAGGAUUUGCUGGGAGCAACCACGCAUUCUGGCACCGACAUAGCUCAAUAUGUUUACAGAACACAAGCAACAACAGGAGGAGAACAAGCCCCCAUUCCUCCCUCCUACGCACACACACAGUCCUCUAAUCCCAGGGCCCCCAGCCUCCAGUGGAUUUAGACAUUUAGACUCUCAGACACUGGGCUUUCGACUCGUGCAUCCAAGCCAUCGGGUCUCAGCUUCCAAUCGACCUACGCAGACUUUGAUCUUCAAUGUUGAGUCCAGAACUUAACUGGAAGUCAAAGAGAAGAGGUCGAUCAGAAAUCUGGAAGCCAACACCCAAUGGGCAAUUAACAUCAUCUGGCUGAUGGCUGCCUUCGGUGUUAUCGGCUACCACGAAACGACCCUAAGAACUUUGAGAAUUUGGGGUUAGUUAUUAGUGACUACACUGGACAAUAUUUUUUUUCUCUGAAAGUGUUGCAUCCUCAGAUUUUUUUUUUGUUUACGAUAGACUGCUUGAAGCUGAACACAAAUAUAACUUCAGACUACUUGUAUCGCGUAGGAAUUUGGAGAAACAAGAGAUUAACUUUUAUAGAAUAUAAUGUGUUUAAUUGCAUAAUGGUGCUGAAGCUUUACAAUAGUUCAACUAAGCUAAAAAAUAUUUUGUUGGUGACUUUCAUUUGUACUCAGUGUCUGAGGCUUCUCCCUUAAGUGUCCAACAAUAAUCAGCCAGCAUUGAUGGGUUCCAGUUGCCCUGAUACUAUUUCUCCAUGACCACAAUGUCCUGGUGAAACCUUUCACCAUGCUCAUCACUGACAGCAUCAAGAUUUGCAGGGAAGAAGUCUAAAUGGGAAUGCAGAAAAUGAAUCUUUAGUGACAUGUUGCACUUCAUGGUUUUGUAUGCUUGAAGCAUGUUGUCAACCAGCUGUGUGUAGUUUGGUGCUCUGCAGCUGCCCAAGACAAUUUUCAACAACAUCCUUGAAUGCCUUCCAUGCGAUUUUCUCCUGUCCCACUAGAAGUUCUUCGAAUUGCCUGUCAUUGAUGACCAAUAAAAAUUUCUUCCUUAAUCUUCCCACCAGUUAUUCUGACAAGCUAUGAAUUGAAAUAACAGUUAUAGGCGAUUUCAAAAAAAAAAGGUGCAUAGGGAAAUUUUGUAGUGAUUUUUUUGAUCAACAGCCAAAAAUUUCAGUAAGUAAAAUCGUUUGUUGUAGAUAAAGACGGACUAUAACCAACUGAGAGCUAGCUCCUCUUGGUUUACCUAUCACUUUCACACUGGGGAUAGGUGGGGAAUCUGGGAUGAGCGGGGAAAUUAUGUGGGAGGGGAAGAAAUGAAGUGGGGAAAGGGUUAGAAGUGCUUCCAUUGACACAUGGGAGAUGUGUGAAAUAUUAAAAGAUGCUUCUUUUUUGCAGAAGUUUAUAUUCUAGUUCAAAUGUAUAAGUGUAUAACGCAGGUGAAACAAGCCACGCGGAUAGUAUUACCAGCGUGAAAGUUAAGUCAAAGACGCAGAAGCAGUUUGGAGGUUGUGUUUUUGAAAUAAUUUACACUGGGGUUGUGGAGCAGGCGAGGAUGACCCCCACCCUCGAGGGUGGGGGCACUGCUUUGUAAGCAGCUGGACUCAACUGCUGCAGCAUGAAGUGGAAAAAAUAAAAUGUCUGUAUUUUCCAAACAAAGUGCAUCUCGUCUGCUUUCCUGUCGCUAAAGAAAACUCAUUCAUGAGAAUGUUGCCAGGGCCUUGAGGGCCAGAUUUGUAGGAGGAGGGUAGAAUUUUAUAACUGGGAGACCGCUUUGCCAAGCACCUAGGCUGUGCCCGCCAGAAAAAGCAGGAUCUCCUAGUGGCCACCCUUUUUCAAUUCUACUUCCCUUUCCCAUCCUGACAUGUCUAUCUGUGGCUUCUGCUGCUGUAGUAAGACCACUCAUUUGGAGGAUUGGCACCUUGUAUUCUUUAAUCUGAUGGCACGAAAGUCAAUCCCUCGAACUUCCAGAAAUUGCACCACCCCCUUCACCAUUCCCCAAUUCCUUCUCCCUCUCCCACUUUCCCUGUUCCCUUUCUUCCAUGGUCUUAUGUCCUCUCCGAUCAGAUUUCCCUCUUCUGCCUUUUAUCUCUUGCACCAAUCAACUUCCAACGUUUCAGGCCGGAACCAUUCGUCAGGACUGAAGAGGG
This is a messenger RNA of Mobula hypostoma (lesser devil ray), 5276 nucleotides long. RefSeq names its product ras homolog family member Ub (gene rhoub). The record is from RefSeq and is a predicted model, not a curated record. Gene Ontology annotation, molecular function: GTPase activity; protein kinase binding; GTP binding. The transcript is spliced from 3 exons. The coding region runs from base 171 to 908 and encodes 245 amino acids. Lineage: Eukaryota; Metazoa; Chordata; Chondrichthyes; Myliobatiformes; Myliobatidae. Gene Ontology annotation, biological process: establishment or maintenance of cell polarity; endocytosis; Cdc42 protein signal transduction.